Prunus armeniaca (apricot) is the source of this 180-nucleotide messenger RNA. The record is from the annotation of a GenBank genome assembly. NCBI's taxonomy places the organism in Eukaryota, Viridiplantae, Streptophyta, Magnoliopsida, Rosales, Rosaceae.
AUGGUGUUGCGACUUAGGGGAAAGCAAGAUGGAGAAGAUAACUACCUGUUCCAAGCGGUGGCGAGACUUGAAGUGGCCGGAAAUGUUGCCAGUGACGGUGGAAGUUUAUACCAAAAAUUUAUGUCAAUCCAGUACGAAAUGCUUGAGGUUUUGAGCUGGGAAAAUGGGAGAGGACAUUGA